Messenger RNA from Orbilia oligospora ATCC 24927, 759 nucleotides. RefSeq lists its product as uncharacterized. The transcript has a single exon. Lineage: Eukaryota; Fungi; Ascomycota; Orbiliomycetes; Orbiliales; Orbiliaceae. The record is from RefSeq and is a predicted model, not a curated record. The coding region runs from base 1 to 759 and encodes 252 amino acids.
AUGGUUGCCCUCAACGCCGCUAAAUAUAUCUUUGACAAAGCGCGUAAGACCUUGGGAGAUUAUGAAAUCUUUAUAAUUUGGGUCGCCGCAAAGAUACAACUCCUCCUUCGAGGAAUGAAUCGUCAAGAGGAAGCACAGAAUUUUGGGAAAUACAUUACGCAUUUCCUUAAAAAGCCUUCCCAAUCUGACUUAAGAGUCGAUUUUGCCGAGUUGAACUUGGUCUUAGGUGCCGAAAUCAUAGAUUUCCAAAUACAGCAGAAAGCCUUCCCCCAGGCUGCAAAUUACGCCCAACUUUUGGAUUCCAAGCACAUCUUAGGCGCACCCGAGGAUGAUUUCCAUUGUCUCGAGAGUCUAGCGGGCCAUUGUAACCGCGGGAACUUCGACUGCCUUAAAGCUCGGGCGUUCUCGGAAAUCGAAGACUAUGCUAGCGCGCUAACCGAACUCCAAAAAUCGAUGCGAAGACUAGAGACUCGUGGAGCGCCCUACCGGUCUUGUAAUAUAUGGGUAAUACGUGAUUUUACUCAGCUGACGGCAGAAUUCUUGACAAAAAGGGGUCUAGUCUUGUAUGGUCAGCUUAUAUUGAAACAACUGUCCCAAGCGCUGGAGGAUCAAGGUUUUUCGAAUGAUCAUCCCGUAUACAAGGGUGUCUUAGCUGCUGAGCUAGCCGUGGACUUCCAGAUGUCUCUUGACGAAGAAGAUUGGGCGAUACCAAUGAUUGUAUCUCAGGGUCUCGAACCCUCACUAUAUACUUUGAAUUAA